Molecule: messenger RNA, 5445 nt
Organism: Brienomyrus brachyistius
Lineage: Eukaryota; Metazoa; Chordata; Actinopteri; Osteoglossiformes; Mormyridae
Gene: best4
Product: bestrophin 4
Exons: 9
Coding region: 3630-4796 (388 amino acids)
Molecular function (GO): chloride channel activity
Source: RefSeq, a predicted model, not a curated record
CCCCCCCCCCCAAACCAAGGCCGCAGAGUGUCACAGCCCCGUGCUCACUGACCGCGUUCAGGUGGGAAACUGAUCUUCACAGGCUUAGGGAAACUUCCAGAGGCCUACGCAGCGUUCUGUCACUGGUAGCUGUUUGACAACAUGCUGUCGUAUUCAGACAAUCACUGUCAUGUUAUGGGGUCGGUGUGUGGUGCAGCGGGCCUGUGAUCAGGUGGUUGCUGGUUCGAGCCCCAACCUCUUGAGCGAGGCCCUUAAUCCCCAGCACUAGGGCCACGGCUGAAAAAGAAUUUUCCCACAGGGAUUAAUAAAGUUUCUCUUCUGAUCUAUUUCAUUCUAAUGUGGAAGGAGGGUUUAAUUUUAAACAUUAUUGGAGCAUUUAUUUUGAACCUAGAGAUGCUGACGUGUAUCUUCACUUCAAAUACACUGACCAUAAAGCAGUAACAGUGUCUCCAGCAGCAGAGCCUUUUGCAGUAUGUGAACUCGGCAGUGUUUCACGUCUGUGUGCUUGGGGGUUUGUAACCUGUGCACUGUGAAGUUUGCUAGUGUGGUAGCGCUCAGAAACGUUUCCUACUUUAUCACACAAUUAUUCUAUUGGUGUAAACAGCUUUAUUUAUUCAUGGAAACUCUUUUUAGCUGUUUGGCUUCAGUUGAUUUACUAGUUUUCACAAACCAGCCAAGCAGACGGACGUUUCGCUGUUCAGUCUCUUCUGAGCUCAAACCGCUGUUUGUAUUAAAGUGCUUUCCAGUGGCUUUGGUUCUCUUCACUUAUCCUCCGUUUACUCACCACAAACCGCCGACAGAUUCUCCUCCAUCUCAGUGACAAUGUUCAGCCCUUUUCACAGCUUUAGACGGACACCAUCCCCUGAGACGCCUCCUUCAGGCAGCCCAACCUGAGCAGGGUUUGCCCAAGCGGCCGCCCAGCGCAGCCUUGAGGGCUGAGCGCAGUGCCUUCCAGGCCCCAGCUGCUGGCAGAGCCCCCAGCCAGCCUGCUCACUCUCUCUGACCUGGCCUUUUCCGGACUGGGCCCUGUUACUCCAGUCUGCAGUGCCCCAUUUCAGCUGUUCCUAUCGUCUUGGUAACCAGCGCAGUGUCCAGCCGUGGAAACCCUAGCUGUCAGAUAGUAUCCGUGUUCCCAGCAACUAUCUGCUGUGAGCUUCACGCCUUUCUUUUUGUAUCGCUCUCCCCCGGCUGCCUUGCCCCGCCUCUGGUCCCUUGAGGGCAGUCGUGUCUCUCAUUUCCCUGGUUUUCGCCCCCUCCCCCGCAGGUUCCUCUGCCUUCACGAUUUGGCCCCUGCUCUGGGCCGGGCAUUGACAGCUGUGGGGCCCUCGGGUUCAGUCCGGAGCCUGCAGGUGAUUCUCAUUUGCCUGCUGGGAGACGCGGGCACCCUAGGGGCCGCGCUGAGGGUGUCACCAGGGGAGACAGUGUGAAUGCAGGCUGGAGAGCGUCCUGCUCCCAGCAGGUCUGUACCAGCUGAAGACCGGCUCUCCGGAACAUUCCGCCAUCAGGCCAUCGCUGGGCUUCUGCUGUUCUCCGGCCAGAGGCACGAAGGGCCCCCAUCAAAGGGCUUUUUCACUUUACCUGGCAACCGCUGCCCCCCCCCCCCAAAUGCCAGCGACGGCAAUCAGAGCCUCAGCUGCCUGCCUGUGGGUGUAGCAAGUCUCGAGAUUCCCUCCAACAUGGAGAUGGAAUGAGGGAAGCUUCCGGAAGGGCCUAGGUGCUCAUGAGAAGCUGUCUGAGACCACACAUACAGCUCUGGGUGAUCUGGCCUCGCACUGGCCUCGCACUGGCAGCCAGUGGGAGACGUCCCACACUUGUGCUUCGAUGAACAUCCUGGGUGCCUCAACAUAUCCUCCUUAAACUCUACAUUAAUGGUGCCGUCAGGGGCCUGCUUUUCUACAAUAUCACUGCUAUAGCAAAGUGGCCCAGCUUAGGGAAGUGAUCGUGAGCGUCAGGGAAACACGCCAGUAGCCCCACUGCACAAUGAGCGGAAGUUGGCUCAGCCUGUGGGUUUCCUGCAGUUGCUGGAAGGGGGCGGGGCUGGCCUCUGGUGGCAGGCUGUGUUCUGGGGCCCCCUGGUGGUCAUGAAGAGGAAACUAUAAAAGAAUGUUAGGAGAAAUCUUCAGUGGGAUCUUUUCUGGGAAGUUGCAUCUUCUCUCACAGCUGAAAGACAUGCAGGAAUGUUAACUGGCAGCUGGAAAUUGUAUGUGUGUACGUUUGUGUGUGUGCAUGCGUGUGUGUGUGUGUGUGUGUGUGAAGGACUGGCAUCCUGCCUGGCCUGUGCCUGACCUUGUCCUAUGCUGCCUGGGACAGGCUCCGCCCCCCACACGCUGGUACUGGGGGGGAUGCAGAUAGCAUUAAACCAAAUAUGAUCUAAAUAAACAAGGUGUUUGUGAAGCGUGAUUGUUAAACGUUUAAUUAUAGAGGAUGCAUUUUAUUAAGGCAGCGGAUUUAAUCGGAGACUGGAUUCAGUCAGCGUCCAUGGGUUUACUUACAGACUGGAUUCAGUCAGGGUCCAUGGGUUUACUUACAGACUGGAUUCAGUCAGGGUCCAUGGAUUUACUUACAGACUGGAUUUAAUUGGCAAAAGUGGAUUUCAGUGAGGCAGUGGAUAUAAACAGGGUUAGCAGAUUUAAUCAGACACCGUAUUUAAUUAUACAGAGGAUUUAUGGUAGAUUGACAGAAUAAAACUAUAGUACGUUUCUAGAGAAAACACCUUAAAUUUGCAUUUUGCAUGAUUUAUUGCUUCUCACCUCCAAAUGUGGACAGACUGUUUACAGACACCAGGCUUUUUAAAAGGCACAGAAUUCUGCAUGAAGGCCAUGCAGCUGUAAAGCUGUCACAUGACUCAAGCUUUCAGCCUAUCACUGUUCUCCUGGGGGGCUCUGUGACUCCUCAAUAAAUUACAGACGAUAACCAGCAGUAAAUAAAAAUGUAGCACUAACCAUAAUUCACAGAGCCAAUCAGAUCCUUUGAACUGUCUAUGGUCCUACUAGAAUUUAAGAUAAUCACUGGUAAAAGAACAGGACAGCACUGGGUACACACUGUAAAUCACUCCUGGAUAUGAUGCCAUCGGUGACACUGUCCUGUGUGCCUUUCCAUAAACUGCAGUUUUUUCUGUUUUAUCAGUUUCCCUGAGUGUUAGAAUAAAUGCUGUAGCCUGUAGGGAACGUCCAGCCGGCACACCUCCACUGCCCCGUUUACAAACCUCGAUAGGCGGUGGUCUGUAGGGUGCGUCCAGCCGGCACACCUCCACUGCCCCGUUUACAAACCUCGAUGGGCGAUGGUCUGUAGGGGGCGUCCAGCCGGCACACCUCCACUGCCCUGGUUUCCCAGCCUGUAAAUCAGCAGCACAGUGAAUGACAUCCAUAAAAGAGGAAGUCAGAGGGCAUUGCUGACUUUCUCAGGACGGCAGACGGAGAAGGAGCAGGAACAAGCCGGAGCGGUGCUCGGCAUAUCGCGGCUUUGCAGGUAGGAGCCAUUUCUCUCUCUAAAUUAUUAAUUUGUGGAUGAGAAACCUUGUCGGGCUGCUAGAACUGCAGCAGCUUCACAAGUUAAUUAGUUCAGUCUGGUUUUGUCAGGAAACAUGUUUGUUUGGCUUAUGAGUUUUCACAGGAACCCUGCACACAGACAUGACAGUCUCUUACACACUUGAGGUAGCAGAUGCCAGAUUUGCUGGUUUCUCAAAACUACUGUUCAGGUGGAAAGGGAGCAUCUACAAAUUGCUCUACAAGGAGUUUCUGGUCUUCGGGCUUCUGUACAGUUUCAUCAGUGUUUUAUACAGAUGCCUCCUCGCCCCAAAACAGCAAGAAUGGUUUGAGCAAAUAGCCAUUUACUGCAACCAGUUUGCGGACCUGAUCCCCAUGUCGUUUGUACUGGGCUUCUAUGUCACCCUGGCCUUUAACCGCUGGUGGGGUCAGUACACCAGCUUCCCCCUGCCUGACAACCUAAUGAUGGUCGUGUCGGGGAACGUGCACGGCACAGACGAGCGGGGCCGCCUGCUCAGACGCACCCUCAUGCGAUACGCCAACCUGUCCUCUGUACUCAUCCUGCGCUCUGUCAGCACACGGGUUCGCAAGCGCUUCCCCACCGUGGAGCAUGUGGUAGAGGCAGGCUUUAUGACUCAGGAGGAGCAGAGGAAGCUGGAUGCCCUGUAUUCAGACUUUAAUAAGUACUGGAUGCCCAUGACGUGGUUCGUAAACCUGGCCUCUCAAGCACGCAGGGAGGGCCGUGUCCGGGAUGACGUGGCACUCCGCCUCCUCAUGGAUGAGCUGAAUGAGUACAGGGCCAAGUGCAGUUUGCUUUUCCAUUAUGACUGGAUCAGCAUCCCGCUCGUCUACACUCAGGUGGUGACUCUGGCUGUGUACUCCUUCUUCACUUUCUGCCUGAUCGGACGGCAGUUUCUGAAUCCGGCUAAAGGUUACAGUGGCCACACCCUGGACCUGUACAUUCCCGUUUUUACACUCCUGCAGUUUUUCUUCUAUGCUGGCUGGCUGAAGGUGGGGGAACAGAUCAUCAACCCGUUUGGAGAUGAUGAUGAUGACUUUGAAACGAACCAGCUAAUAGAUCGAAACAUUCAGGUGUCGAUGCUGGCUGUGGAUGACAUGCACCAGGAUUUGCCGGCCGCUGAGAAGGAUAAGUACUGGACGGAGGAGUGUUUCAGCCCGCCUUACACUGCUGCCACAGCAAUGGAGACGCUGAAGCCGGCCUUCAUGGGAUCAACCUUUGACAUGUGGCUGCUGAAUCACACUCCACAAAGUUGUACCAGGAACACUUUAUUACAAUGCAUCACAAGAUAAAACCGCAAGUGCAUGACAAACUGCCCCUUUAGCCAAGGACCACCCUAAGAGACACUUAUGCCUCCCCAUGGGGAAGCUGGUGCUCUGCAUAUUCCCUCAGGUACGAGACACACAGGUAGAAAUACAGGCGAGGACAAAGUGGGACUUCACGGUCAGCCAGCGUGCAGCGGCACGUCGGGAUUUUGCCGUUCGACGUGUCCCUGGGUCCAUGAGGGACGGCUUGUGUUUCAGUGUGGUGAUAUCACAACACUGCCAAUUUGAGGGGAAAAAAAAACAUUCUCAAUACUCUGUGCUGGUGACCACAAGGUUGCUGGUUCGAGCAUUGUUACUGCUACUAAUAAUAUUGUCUUCAACCAGCAACCUUGUGAUCACAAUCAGCCUCCUGCUCCCUGUUCAUAAUCAGACAACCAGAAAACCUGUAAUAGUUCCGCACACCAGCGCCAUGACCUGCAUGUCUGGCGAAACCCUCCCACGUAACCAGCAUCACUCUAUGCUACCCCCACCAGGAUGAGCGAGGACCCCACCCAGCACCAAACUGUGGAGACCCCCAAGACUCCUCACAUGCAGACCCCAAGGACAGGUCACCACAGAGGCGCGGGAGCCUCGCCCGCGGUCAGCCUGAAGAACUUUGGACGCACAGGCCGGGCCC